Messenger RNA from Sorex fumeus (smoky shrew), 1068 nucleotides. It is a transcript of the gene GPR183, whose product is annotated as G protein-coupled receptor 183. The transcript has a single exon. Gene Ontology annotation, biological process: G protein-coupled receptor signaling pathway. Bases 1 to 1068 code for a protein of 355 amino acids. Gene Ontology annotation, cellular component: membrane. Gene Ontology annotation, molecular function: G protein-coupled receptor activity; oxysterol binding. The record is from RefSeq and is a predicted model, not a curated record. Lineage: Eukaryota; Metazoa; Chordata; Mammalia; Eulipotyphla; Soricidae.
AUGGACCCCAACCUCACCGCGCCCGUGGUCGGUGGUGACUGCGACCUCUACGCCCACCACGGCACGGCCAGGGUGCUCAUGCCCCUGCACUACUGCGCCGUCUUUGCCAUCGGGCUGCUGGGCAACGCGCUGGCCCUGGUGGUCAUCGUGCAGAACCGCAAGAAACUCAACUCCACCACGCUCUACUCCACCAACCUGGUGGUGUCGGACAUCCUCUUCACCACGGCCCUGCCCGCCCGCAUCGCCUACUACGCGCUGGGCUUCGACUGGCGGCUGGGCGAGGCCCUGUGCCGGGCCACGGCACUGCUCUUCUACAUCAACACCUACGCGGGUGUCAACUUCAUGACCUGCCUGAGCGUGGACCGCUUCGUGGCCGUGGUGCACCCGCUGCGCUACAGCAGGAUGAAGCGGGCGGAGCAGGCCAAGGGCGUCUGCGUGGGGGUCUGGCUGCUGGUGUUCGUCCAGACCCUGCCGCUGCUCGUCAGCCCCAUGUCCAAGCGCGAGGGCAACCGCACCACGUGCAUGGAGUACCCCAACUUCGAGGAGACGCCCGCGCUGCCCUGGGUGCUGCUGGGCGCCUGCCUGGUGGGCUACGUGCUCCCGCUGGCCAUCAUCCUCUUCUGCUACUCCCGCAUCUGCUGCAAGCUCUUCCGGACCGCCAAGCAGAACCCGCUGAGCGAGCGGUCGGGGGUCAACCGGAAGGCGCUGCACACCAUCGUCUUCAUCAUCGUGGUCUUCGUGCUCUGCUUCACGCCCUACCACGUGGCGCUGGUCCAGCACAUGGUGCGGAAGCUGAGCACGCCGGGCCCGCUGGGCUGCGGCCCCCGGUACUCCUUCCAGCUGGCCCUGCACGUCACCGUCUGCCUGAUGAACUUCAACUGCUGCAUGGACCCCUUCAUCUACUUCUUCACCUGCAAGGGCUACAAGCGCAAGGUCAUGAAGAUACUCAGGCGUCAAGCGAGCGUCUCCAUCUCCAGCGCCGCGCGCUCGGCCCCCGAGGACAACUCGCGAGAGAUGACGGACACCCAGACCAUGGUGCACUCCAAGUCUCUCAACGGCGGCAAGUGA